AAUAAGUCAGCAUUUGUCAAGAUGUCUUCAGCACCUGAGCCUCCAACAUUUAAAAAGGAACCACCCAAAGAGAAAGACUUUCAAAACCCAGGGCUCAGAGGAGUACGCACAACGACCUUAUUUCGAGCUGUGAAUCCAGAGCUCUUCAUUAAACCUAACAAACCUGUAAUGGCUUUCGGAUUGGUAACCCUUUCACUUUGCGUGGCAUAUAUUGGUUAUCUACAUGCAACACAAGAGAAUAAAAAGGACCUCUAUGAAGCUAUUGACAGUGAGGGACACAGUUAUAUGAGGAGGAAAACAUCUAAAUGGGAUUAAUAGUGCUGGUUACUGCAAAUGGAGCUUUAUUCAGGACUCUGAAAUCUUCAGAUGAAAGACUUUAUGAGCACACAGUAUCAUGUUUCUUGUUCUAGAAUAUGUUAAUGAGGAGAGAAGACAGCAGUUGCACCCAGACAAUUGUAGUAAAUUUUUUCCUUUCGUAGCUGCAGCCAUCAUCUCAUUCCUUUUCCACAGAAAAUGUCACAAUAUUUUUCUUUUAUUCAAUCCUUUUAUUAAUAUGCCAUGAGAAUAGAAGUUAUUUUUGUUAAUUAUUAAGUUCUGUGUAAUAAAAAUACCCAGUGCUAUUAAA
Messenger RNA from Microcebus murinus (gray mouse lemur), 625 nucleotides. Lineage: Eukaryota; Metazoa; Chordata; Mammalia; Primates; Cheirogaleidae. The record is from RefSeq and is a predicted model, not a curated record.